Esox lucius (northern pike) is the source of this 2579-nucleotide messenger RNA. Its product is annotated as thioredoxin-interacting protein. The record is from RefSeq and is a predicted model, not a curated record. Gene Ontology annotation, cellular component: cytoplasm. Gene Ontology annotation, molecular function: ubiquitin protein ligase binding. The transcript is spliced from 6 exons. NCBI's taxonomy places the organism in Eukaryota, Metazoa, Chordata, Actinopteri, Esociformes, Esocidae. The coding region runs from base 218 to 1405 and encodes 395 amino acids. Gene Ontology annotation, biological process: protein transport.
CCUUUGUUUAUAUCUUAUCAAGUUAGCAUGAGAGUCGGUCAAGUUUAACGAUCUGAUACCAAAGCAAAGAGUUUACGCGGCUUCAUCGUCGUAGUCUUAGCUUCUUCGCUCAAUUACAGUUACAUUUCCAUUUACUGUAACAUUAUAGUUCAGACUCAACAACAUACAUUUAUUGUUGGAAUAGCUCUUCGACUUGGAUACAGAAUUAAUAGCAAAUAUGGUUGCACCGAAGAGAAUGAAGACCUUUGAGGUUGUUUUCAGUGAUCCUAGCAAGACUUUCUACUGCAGUGGUGACAAAGUAGCUGGUACAAUCGUGGUGGAAGUAUCCGAAGUGACCAGGGUCUCUGCCAUGCGAGUGCUUGGAAUAGGAUGCGCCAAGGUGGAAUAUGCCAAAGGAAAGCAGAAAUGCAGAGAAGAGAAUGAGUACUUGAGAUACGAAGAGGUCGUUCAUCUUGAUGACCACCCAGCUGAUCAUGACGGAUCAGUUAUUCUGAGACCUGGCAACAAGUACGAGUACAUGUUUGGAUUUGAGCUUCCUCAACAAGGGCAGAUUGUGUCUUCUUACAAGGGGAAAUUUGGCUAUGUCCAGUACUAUGUCAAGGCCUUGAUGGAGAGGCCUGGUCAACUUGCACUAGAGUGCAAGAAGCACUUUGAGGUGGAGGAGCCCCUGGAUGUGAACACCCCAGAUCUUCUGUCUCCUACAGGCGGCAUGAAGGAGAAAAAGGUCACCUGCAUGUUCAUUCCUGACGGCCAGGUUUCCCUGAAUGCCAAGAUUGACCGCAAGGGUUUCUGUGAGGGCGAAGACAUAUGCAUCAGUGCCAAGUUUGAGAACACCUGCUCACGCAUUGUGGUGCCCAAGGCAGCCAUCAUCUCCAAGCACACCUACCAGGCCAACGGCAGGACCAAGGUCUUCAGACAGAAGCUCUCCUCAGUGCGUGGCAACCACAUCAUCUCCGGCAUGUGCGACGCCUGGCAGGGCAAGACCAUCCGCGUGCCCAAAAUCAAGCCCUCCAUGCUGGCCUGCAACAUCAUCCGAGUGGAGUACGCCCUCAUGAUCUAUGUGCACAUUCCGGGCAGUGACAAGCUGAUCCUGGAGCUGCCGCUGGUCAUCGGGACGGCCGGCCUGGGCAGUCGCAACAACAGCGUCAGCAGCACCGAGGGCUCGUCCAGCAACGCCUCGGCCAGCUGGGUGUCCCUGCGCAUGCCCUCCGCUCCCCCGAGCUACUGCGACGUCACCCGCGACUGCCGCCUCGACCAGCCCCUCACGCCUCUGCUGGAUGACUACGACGGCGACGACAGCCCCAUCUUCAUGCACCCCGCGGCCUUCCAGUUCCCUCCCCCGCCCGCCUACACUGAGGUCGACGAGGAGUAUAAUGGCAACGCACGCAUGCUUCAGGUUUGCUGAACUGUUUCAGCACUUUCAGAGCUCUGGUCCACCCUAGGGCCGCUCUCUGCUCCAGGCACUUGGCUUGCUUUAAAAGGAGCGGACUGCUAUUCGAGAAGCUUUGGUGGGACUCGGAAGUGACGUGGCGGCAGCUAUUGGAGCUGGCCCUGUGCUGAGAGAAGACGGGAAGGAAAGAAGGCGAAGUCGUCUGUUUGUGCUGUCAGCCGUAUUUGCUGUAUCAUGCUGCACCACCUAAGCUGAUCUCAUUUCCUCCUGGACUGAUAACUGUUUAAGUUUCUGCACCGGAAUGUGAAUAUGCAGUCUUUCUCGUUUGCAAUGUUUUGUGAAUAAGCUGCUCCUUCCAGUAACCUCAAUAUUCAGUAAUCGAAGAGAUUACUGAUAAGAAAUCAGGAGUGAUCCAAUAGCCUUAUAUAAACCAUGUGGUCACUGAGUUUCCCCUCUGGGGCCAGGCACUUGUUGAUUUGCCCACGGCUAAUUAUGAAUAGGCUCUUAAGUUUUGGUUGUCUUGUGUAAUCAUUCCAAAGUCAAUUAAUCCUGUAUUUCAUGAACAUUUGGGAUUUAAUCUGCAGAACCAAUAUUUUGUAAUUGUUUUUCUAAAAUGAAACAAGGCAAUUUUUGUGUUUUCAUUUAAAGAACUGUUUGAGAAUAAUUGCAUCAUGAAUAUUAUCUUCUCUUGGCAUCAAGGGACAAUCAUGCAGUUAGUAUAUUCUUUACCAGUGUUUAUGAAAAUGUGUUCUGUGUUUUUCUGUUUGAUAUUGCACUUUUUGUAUGGAUACUCAUUGAUCUACAACUGCCUACAGGAGAUAUCCUUGUUUUGUUCAGUUUUGGAUAGUGUUUCUGUUAGAGUAUGUCUCCAAAUCUAACCCUAAUAUAUUGUUUUCACAGUGUAUUAGCAUGGGCUCAAAUUGAUUCAUUUUCUAAAUGAGGGCUGAAUCACUAAGUCAUAAUGUAUUCGGGUUUAACAAUAUUGUCUAUAUUAGGAUUUCUCCACAAUCGCAUUUCACUGUGCCUAUCGGGUGCUUGUUCUUCCAAAAGUGGAUGACUGUUGUAAAACUGAUCCGUUGGAUCCCAUGUAAUGCAUCCUUUAUACUUUUGUAUAUAUCAUAAAUGUGAAGUAUUUUUGUAUCAGACCCUAUGGGUUGGUUUUCUAAAAAUAAAAGGUUUAAGUAAAUAA